AUGGCACUACCCUAUAAAUUGUCAUGUGCCAUUUAUGGUCACAAAAGUGAUGUUAGAUCGGUGACAGUUACUAAAGAUGGUAAAAUUGUUUCUGGGUCUAGAGAUAUGACGGCCAAAUUAUGGGCUCCUAAUGAAUCGGGAUGCGGUUACAGAGAAUGUUUGACGUUUUCAUCGCAUAAUAAUUUUGUUUCUUGUGUUUGCUACGUUCCUCCCAGUAAUAAAUAUUGUGAUGGUGUAAUAGUGACCGGUAGCAAUGACAAAGCAAUUAGGUUAUUUGAUGGAACUCAAACUAAUCCUUUCAAAGUUCUGAAUGGCCACAAUAAUACGGUAUGUAAAAUUGUUCCUGGUGUUCAGGAAAAUACAAUAUUAAGUUCAUCUUGGGAUCAGAGUGCUAGACUAUGGGAUUUAGUAUCAUUUGAAAUUCUUUCCAUAUUUGUUGGUCAUGAAGCUGCUGUGUGGUCAGUUAUUCAAUUGCCUUGUGGUACUGUCGCAACUGGCUCUGCCGAUAAAACAAUUAAAAUUUGGUCAAAAAAUGGAACUUGUUUGAAUACCCUUUCAGGUCACACUGAUUGUAUUCGAGAUCUAGCUCUAGCAGCUUCAAAACAAAUUUUAAGUUGCUCAAAUGAUGCUACUAUUAGGUUGUGGAAUGUAGAAUCUGGUCAAUGUUUAAACACAUUCUUUGGUCAUGGUCAUUUUAUUUAUUCUAUAUUUUACAUAGAUUCUACAAGUUUUUUAACUAGUAGUGAAGAUAGUACUGUCAAAUUAUGGAUGAAUGGAAAAGUAGUCGAUACAAUACCUAUUCCUGCUAAUAGUAUUUGGAGUGUUACUACUGCACCCAAUGGAGAUAUUGUGACUGGUUCCAGUGAUGGAGUAGUACGUGUUUUCUCGACGGAUACAUCAAGACAAGCAAGCCAAGACGAAUUAAAAGCAUAUGAAGAAGAAAUUUCAAAAUCAGAAAAAAAUUCAGCCCAAAAGUUAGAAGGAAUUAAAAUUUCCGAAUUACCAGGGGAAGAGGCGUUAUUAGAAAAGGGAUUAAAAGACGGUCAAACUAAAUUAAUUCGAGAAGGGAGUAAAGUAUUGGCUUACACGUGGUCUGAAAACGAACGGAAAUGGAAUUUAAUUGGAAAUGUAACUGGUUCCGUGGAAAAUGAUAGAGUUGAUGAAACUGGAAAACAAGUUUACCAAGGAAAAGAGUACGAUUUUGUGUUUAGCGUUGAUGUAGAACCUGGAAAACCAUUAUUAAAAUUGCCUUAUAAUAAAACUGAUGAUCCGUGGCACGCUGCUCAAAAAUUUAUUCACGAUAAUAACUUAAGUCAAAAUUUUUUAGAUGAAGUUGCCAAUUUUAUUAUUAGAAAUUCCGGAUAUGGGAAAAGUGCCAUCGGAGAAGGACGAUAUAUACCCGGAAAUAAUUUCAGCCCUGGCGAAUCAAGAAGUGGGGAUUCUGGAUAUAUGACAAGUACCUCAAAACAUCAAAAUAAUAAAGAGAAUAAUAUUUUUUUAAAUACAUAUUUUCCUCAAAGAGAAUUUCUUAAAUUCGAUCAAGCCAACGUCAAUGUAAUUUUAGAAAAGCUCAUGGAAUUUAAUAAUAAAAUAGAAAGGAAAAGUUUAAAGGUCAGUAAAAGUCAAAUUGAAAAUUUGCUUAAAACUUGCGAGUCGGGAGCAAAUUGUACAGUCGAGGAUAUCGAAACGUUAAAUAUAUUAUUAGAAUGGCCUCAAGAAUUAGUUUUUCCCGUUUUGGAUGUCAUGCGUUUAUCAAUAAGAAAUUUCGAAGCGAAUAAACUUUUAUGCACCGAUAAAUUAAUUCCUAAAUUAAUGAAUUACAUAAGUUCUGAUUCUGGCGCUAUGUCAAAUACGAUGUUAGCUCUUCGUGUCUUAUCAAACAUGAUCUCGGAAGAACCCGGUUUUAAAUUAGCGUAUCAAAAUAAAUUAAGACUUUUAUCAAUAAUUGAAAAUAUAAAACCACCCUUGAGCAAGCCAAUACAGAUCGCUAUGAGUACUUUAUUAUUGAACAUAUCAGUCAUGUUAAGACGUUCAGAAACUCCGGAUGGUCAAUCCGAAACUUUAGUCGUCAUUCAAAACGUUUUGUCAAGAUUUACCGAUCAGGAAGCAUUAUUUAGAGCAUUGGUCGCGUUAGGAACACUACUCAUAGACAUGAUAGACAGUAAAAAAUAUUCAUCCGCUUUUAAAGAAUUUUUAUUGAAAUUUCAAAACGAUUCCGCUUACGGAGCGAAAAUUCAACAAUGUUGUCACCACAUAUUGGAAGUUUUACAAUGA
Messenger RNA from Pediculus humanus corporis (human body louse), 2274 nucleotides. Its product is annotated as Phospholipase A-2-activating protein, putative. The coding region runs from base 1 to 2274 and encodes 757 amino acids. Gene Ontology annotation, cellular component: nucleus; cytoplasm. The transcript has 13 exons. The record is from RefSeq and is a predicted model, not a curated record. Gene Ontology annotation, biological process: proteasome-mediated ubiquitin-dependent protein catabolic process; ubiquitin recycling. Lineage: Eukaryota; Metazoa; Arthropoda; Insecta; Psocodea; Pediculidae. Gene Ontology annotation, molecular function: ubiquitin binding.